GUCUGAAUGGCAUCAUGGAAACUCUAAGCAAGAGUAUCCGUUAUGGCUGUUGCAGAUGCUAAGGCCUGCCCUUCCAGCAGAUGGGCUGGACAUUGCAAAAGUCUACCUGGCCACAUGGAACUCUCACCAGGGCGACUUGACCAGGACUGAAGCAAGCAAUGGCAGCAAUGCUAAGGACAAAGAUUUCCAUUGCCAAGAGGUCUUGCGACAACAGGCUGAGCGCUUCACCAACUUUGUCUCAACUGGGAACCGCCUCUUCAUUGUUGCGGAAGCUGAACGCCAGAAUGCUGAUCGACAGUUGUGUGCUUUCAUCAGCUAUGGGCGAAGCUACACCCGAGAGGGCUUCGGGGAGGUCAUGCAGCUCUUCGUCCAUCCAGACUUUCAGCGAAAGGGCUUGGGGUCGAAACUGCUGAGAGAAGCAUGGACGCAAAUGAAGAGCAGAGACUGGUCGGCACAAGGAUGCCAUGUUUGGUGCACCAAGGGGAAUCCAGCCAAUCGAGUCUACGAGCAGGUUGGCUGGUUCCGAACGGGGAAGCAGAAAAGUCUGAACCCGACAUUGAGCAAAGAGCCGGUCGAAGUGGAAGAAUACUUGGCUCCGAAAGAAACGAGGCUAUUGGACUUACUUCGAGUCAAACUUUCUAGUUGUUGCGUGCACCUAAGACUUUUUGGCAUGCCGUGUGGCUGGAUGUGACAAUGCUCACGUGAUUGAUGCGAUUUGAUGCUCGUAUGCCGCGGCGUCCUCUGGGUGUACAAGCCAGAAGCUGACUCGGCUGCGCCCCAGGAUGUAUGGUGAAUUGUGAAAGGUGAGCCGGCGAGGAGAUGCGCGAAAA
Cladocopium goreaui is the source of this 830-nucleotide messenger RNA. Lineage: Eukaryota; Dinophyceae; Suessiales; Symbiodiniaceae. The record is from the annotation of a GenBank genome assembly.